Messenger RNA from Trematosphaeria pertusa, 1338 nucleotides. RefSeq lists its product as uncharacterized. The record is from RefSeq and is a predicted model, not a curated record. NCBI's taxonomy places the organism in Eukaryota, Fungi, Ascomycota, Dothideomycetes, Pleosporales, Trematosphaeriaceae. Bases 1 to 1338 code for a protein of 445 amino acids. The transcript has 2 exons.
AUGAAGCUCCCCCUUCUCCUCCUUCUGGCGCUCCUUUACGCCUCCUCCACGAUGGCUGGGGAUCCUUCUAGCAGGACGGUGCUCGAGACCCGGAUUACUACCCUUGUUGCUCGGACGCGAGGCCUCAGUGGUAAUGCUGAAGAUUUGGAAGGGAGCGUAGGGGGUGCGAAACCGAGGAGGGAUAUGGACGACGUGGUUACGACGACCGCGAUUGGUACGACUUCUAGAUCUGAGCUUGCGUUGAGGCAUCCGAAUGGGCCUAUUCUAUCUCGGCCCUCAAGCACGACAACAGCCCCGCAAGAAAGAUGCACAAUCCGCAGCGGCCAAAACUCCACAGACUGCAUCCAGUCGGCACCCUGCGGCGUCAUGUUUCUAAACAUACAAAUGAUCUACGACAAUCUCAACGUCGGCUCACAUCCGCCCUGGAGCGUAGACCACGAGUUCCAAGAAAAGUUUUGCAACACGACUCUCCAUCAACCUUCAUAUGACAUAGACUUCUACUGCUGCAAAGCGUGUCUCGAGAGCGCGCAUUUCCGCCAGCACCGCUGGUCAGAUACCAUGCUCGACUUCUGCCAGACGCCAAACCCGUCCGUCUACCUGCUCCUGCUCGCGGUCCUCGACCUGGUCCGGGAUGCUAACUCGACCGACGCUGCUAAAGUCUUCAUCAGGUCGAAUAUCUGGCACAUCACUACGUGGUCGACGUAUUUUUUCUCGUCGCCGGGGCUGAUGGCGCCGACUGGCUGGUCCUCCAGUGAUGGACCUGGGUGCGCGUCGUCUUUGAAUUUAUCAUCAACCUCAACAUCGCUAUCAACAUCCCCAUCAACCACACCACCCGCAUCAGAGCCACCUCCCAGCACCACCAGCACCACCAGCACAAACACCAGCACCCCCAACCCAGCAGACCUCCUCUCCCAGCUCCCCCCCUCCUGGCCCUAUACCUCCCCCGGCCCCGCGCGCCACCCGGGCCAAAUAGCCACAUACACGCUCACCAAGCCCUUCCCACAGAACGGCGUCGCAGGCAUCGUUCUCGCGCCUCUGCUCUGGUUCCCGCGUUUUGUAAACGGCCAGCAGCAGCAUCCCUUGGCGGACUACACGCCGAGCGUCUUGUGGCCGGAUGGACGUGCGACGGGGUCGGCAGCGUUGAGUACAGCGUCGUGGUCGUGGUUGGAGCCUAAGAUAUCGGAUUCGAGGAUUGAGGGGACGAGUACGCGGGCGUCUGUGAGUGGAGAGACGGAUUCGAGGAUUGGGCCGACGAGUACGCGGGGGCCUGUGAGUGGGGAGACGGGGACGAGCGGGGAGGUGAGGGUGUCGAAGAUGCCGUGGUGGGGGUUGGUGUGA